GAUAAUAAUCCCUGCAGUCACCUUCACUGAUCUGUCUUAUUUAAAUGAGCAGGUGUUUCUUCACCACAUCCUGGACGAGCUCGUGCUGCUGCUGCACGGAAGAUCUGAUUCAUGAAGAGUUUAAUCUGAUCUGAUCGCGUGCAUUUCACACAUGCACGGGCAGUUUGCCUGUCUAUGAUCAGCAUGUCAAGACAGGGAUUGUUUUACAGCUUUCACUGGACCUCAAAGAGCAAAGGACAGUUUCACAAGAUUAUGCGCGCGUGACGCUUAUCUUAAUUCGCUUUGAAAGUGAAUUAGUCGAGCUCGUGUGUAUUGUCGGAGGGAGGCGGGUCUUCACGGACUGAUCACCGAUCAGCUGGGGCGGGAUCGUCUCUGUCUGCACGCUCGGAUCAUAUUCAGCUUUAUUCCAGUCCAUGCCGAACGAUGUUUAGGAGCGUUUCUGGAGCGUCUUUGUUGCUGCAGCGUCUGAACGUGCAACUUGACGCGUCCUGCCCAUUGCGUAAUUACCGCGCGAUGCGCUGCUGUCGGGUUUACCGGAGGUUAAGCGCAUGCAAAGCCGCUGUUUUAUUCCGUCCCUGUUUGUUCGGACUCGAGCACGAGAUUCCGUCCGGAUCAUCGUCGGUUCAUGUCGUUGCGCGCGCGCGAAUGGCGGCGUUUGCUUUGAACGCGCCGCGAGAACACAGAGACUCGACGAACGAACUCGAAUCGUUUCUAUCGGUUCGUUCUCCAGCUGCUGUCAUGAUACAGACGAGACGAUCGUCCACGACGCCAGAGAAAACGCGAGAUGAACGCGCCGCUCAUGUGCAAUCGAAAAUCUUCCUCGAAGUUGCUACAGACUCUCUGUUCUGUCUGUGUUUCUCUGUUCGUGUGUCAUGGAGCAUCAUAGAUUACCAUCAUGGUAUUAUCCUGCUGCAUGUAUCUGUCAGGUGGAUCAGUCCGUCAUCAGGUUCCACUAGUUCUGCAUAAGCAGCUGAUGAAGUUUGUCAUCUUUCACUUUCACUGGAAUGUCAAACUAGAAUGAAGAUCAUCCAGAUGACGCUGCUGUUUCUCUCUCUGUGGCAGCAGCACUCGUCUCAGGCUGAUCCCACAGGCCUCGACUGUUAUUUGUUCCCAGGAUUUGCUGGGAUCAGUGGGGCGUCUGGCCAGGAUCACGUGUCGUCUGUGUCCAGCGCUGAAGGUCAAGGGUCAGACGGGAAGCCCAGUAAGACGCAGCAGCUCAGGAAGGUGUUUAAGGAAUACGGUGCCGUCGGCGUCUCGUUCCACAUUGGAAUCUCCCUCAUAUCUCUGGGGAUAUUCUACCUCGCUGUGUCCAGCGGGUUGGACAUGACGGCUCUGUUGUGCAGACUGGGCUUCAGCGAGGCUCUGGUUCAGUCGAAGUUAGCCACCGGCACGAGCACGUUUGUUCUGGCGUACGCCGUGCACAAGCUCUUCGCCCCGCUGCGCAUCAGCAUCACGCUGGUGUCGGUGCCGCUCAUCGUGCGACACCUCAGGAAGACGGGACUCUUCAAAGCCAGAACAUCCGGCCCGUGAGCCUCAGCUCCAGAACUCACCACACAUUCAUAAGCUUCUCUAGAUGUCUUAAUAGAGCAUUUAGUUGAUAGUGAACUCACUACAGUAACUUAUUCCCCUCUGACAAAUGCAUCAGUGCAUUUAUUGAGCGUGCAGUACCUCAUUUGGACGGGUGAUGGUGACGUCAGAUUCUGCUUUGCUGUGUGUACAUUUACAUACAUAUGUACAUGCAUGUUUACACGACCAACUCUUACACUGAAAAACAUCCCGUCUUUCCUCAUAUUUCUGUUGUUUUCCAGCUCAAAUAUUGAAAUAUUCUUAAAUCACGAUACAUUUACUGGAGAAGCAGAAUGAAACGUUUGUUUUCCCUGAAAAAUUGAUCAAAAUGAAGUGAGAUUGUGUUUAAAACAAGAACAAAUAUCUGUCAAAAUAAAGUUAAUUCAAAGGGAACAUCUCUUUUUAAGCACAAACUCAUUUGAAGACUCAAUAUCUUCAAUCAUUUCUCUUCUCCAGUAAAUGUUUCUUGAUUUAAGAACGUUCAGAUAUUUGUGCUGGAAAACGAGACAGAAACACUGAGGAAGAGCAUGAUGUUUUUCAGUGAAUCAUGAUGAACUUCGAGUGCCUCGUUUGGACGAUCAGGUCUUUAUGAAUGUUCUUUAGUUUUAAGCUCUGCAAUCCUUAAAUGAAGUGUUAAUUUUAUCAACUGUGAUUUUUGUAAAUUAAGCUGUUAACGAAGACAGUUGCUUUGAUUUAGUUCACACUAAUACUGCCUCAAUCAAAUGGGCUUUUGAGGAUUUUUCAGGACAUUUUUGUGACUGUUAAUUAUAUUGAAAGAUUGAUUGUGUAAUAUUGUAUAGACAAUGUUAUAUUUGACUACAUAUAAUUAUAAAAUAAAAUAUUUGCCCAAUAA
Molecule: messenger RNA, 2419 nt
Organism: Megalobrama amblycephala (Wuchang bream)
Lineage: Eukaryota; Metazoa; Chordata; Actinopteri; Cypriniformes; Xenocyprididae
Gene: mims2
Product: family with sequence similarity 210 member B
Exons: 4
Coding region: 1018-1530 (170 amino acids)
Cellular component (GO): mitochondrion
Source: RefSeq, a predicted model, not a curated record